This is a messenger RNA of Fusarium oxysporum Fo47, 267 nucleotides long. RefSeq lists its product as uncharacterized. The record is from RefSeq and is a predicted model, not a curated record. The coding region runs from base 1 to 267 and encodes 88 amino acids. The transcript has a single exon. NCBI's taxonomy places the organism in Eukaryota, Fungi, Ascomycota, Sordariomycetes, Hypocreales, Nectriaceae.
AUGGAUCCGACUGCUCAGGAACUAAGCGAUAUAAGAAAACGAAUCAGCGAAAUAAUGGCAGACGUAUCAAAAGAGCAACAAGAGCUUGACGAAAUCAUUCAAUUUAUCAACAGGAUCGAACAGUUAGAUCUUCAACAAAUGUCAGGCAGUGCCUCGAGCGCAAGGGGGAAAAGAAACAAAGCUCAGGUUAAAUCUGUGAAGGAAGAAAAGGAGGACUAUGAGUGCAGGCGAGCUGAAAAAGAAGAAAGUCUCGGUCUUAUGUGGUGA